Ostreococcus lucimarinus CCE9901 is the source of this 918-nucleotide messenger RNA. RefSeq lists its product with no specific name. The transcript has a single exon. The record is from RefSeq and is a predicted model, not a curated record. The annotation marks the transcript as partial. Gene Ontology annotation, molecular function: metalloaminopeptidase activity. Gene Ontology annotation, biological process: proteolysis. NCBI's taxonomy places the organism in Eukaryota, Viridiplantae, Chlorophyta, Mamiellophyceae, Mamiellales, Bathycoccaceae.
AAGCGAAGCUCGAGGUCAGGGAAGAUGCCCACGUUCGCGUGGACGGGGAAGCUACGACCGCGAAAGACGACCGCGAAACGAUCGUACCCGAGCGGGUUGAAUCCUCCCGAUUACGCCAGUUCUGGAUGGCCGGAAGAGGAGUUUGGGUCACGAUUCCAAAGCACCGUAGAGGUAAAGCCGCAUGAGGCUCGACAGGCGAUGCGCGCGGCGUGUUCUUUGGCGCGACACGUGAUGGAUACAGUGGCGUGGGCGCUCGAGCCCGGCGUCACGACGGAGGAGCUCGAUCGUAUAUGUCACGCGGUGACGGUUGGAAACGGCGCGUAUCCGUCGCCGCUCAACUACAUGGGUUUUCCAAAGUCGCUGUGCACAUCCGUGAACGAGGUCGUGUGUCACGGCAUUCCCGACGCGCGCCCUCUCGAGGACGGCGACAUCGUCAAUUUGGACAUCACGGUUCGCCUGAACGGAUACCACGGCGAUUUGAAUGAAACGUAUUACGUCGGCAAGGGCGGAGCCAAGUCGAAAGCGGCGCAGAAGCUCAUGGACUGCACGCGCAAAGCCCUGGAAAAGGCCAUCGCGUACUGCCGACCCGGUCGACGAUUCAGAGACCUUGGCGAAAUCAUCGCCGAGGAAGCUUCCCGAGGCGGAUACGCGAGCGUGAAGGACUUUUGCGGGCACGGCAUCGGCCAGCUUUUCCACUGCGCCCCGAACGUUCCACACUACGCUCGCAAUAAGGCGAUCGGUGUGAUGAAGGAAGGAAUGACGUUCACGAUCGAGCCCAUGUUUAACGAGUCAUCGUCGCACAAAGUCGUGCACUGGCCGGAUGGAUGGACGGCGGUGACGACGAACGGAGCGCGAAGCGCGCAGUACGAGCACACGCUGCUCAUCACGUCCGAUGGGGUCGAGGUGCUGACGGCUCGA